Molecule: messenger RNA, 517 nt
Organism: Mesitornis unicolor (brown roatelo)
Lineage: Eukaryota; Metazoa; Chordata; Aves; Mesitornithiformes; Mesitornithidae
Product: 28S ribosomal protein S5, mitochondrial-like
Exons: 4
Biological process (GO): translation
Cellular component (GO): ribosome
Molecular function (GO): structural constituent of ribosome; RNA binding
Source: RefSeq, a predicted model, not a curated record
AUGGCAGCACAACCUUCUGGGUUUGCUUCUGUGCCAGUGAAAGGGAGUUGCCGUUCAUAUUCUAGCCUGGCAUGGGAUUUCCAGACCCGAUGCUCCUUCUCUGCACCCUGGAAUGUGACCGUUGAGCAAUGCAGAAAAAGCAGUUUCUUCAAUACAUUGACAGCUGAUGAGCUAUGGAAAGGAGCUUUGGCGGAGACUGGUGUGGGAGUAAAGAAAGGAAGAGGAAAGAGAAGGAAGAAAAAGCUAAAGAAGAACCUCAACAGAGGCCAGGAGAUUGGUGAAGGACGUUCUGGUUUCCUCUGGCCUGGUCUUAAUGCUCCUGUGAUACAAAAUGGGAAAGUCCAGGCAGUAACCCAACGGAAAAAAGAAGAACAAGAGAGAAUUCAGUCUGAAAUUGUUCAGCACAGAGAUACAUGGGAGAAGAAAAGAAAAAUGAAAGUUAAGAGAGAGGGAGGAUGGAGUGGAAACAUCUGGGGAGGCGUCAUUCUGGAUCCCCCUGACCCAGGUCCUAAUGGAG